CCUACACCCAUCUAAAACCCCCCCAAAAUUAAAAAAAAAAAAAAAAAAUUCCUCAACAAUUUUCUCCAUUUUCAACUAAACCCACGCGCUAAUGGCAGUGCGUGCAACAAUUAUCCGGUUUCCCGGUGACCAAGAUGCACUAGAAGAAUCAGGUUUACCAUGGGGAGUAACAGUUUCACCGUUUGCUACAAAGGAUGAAAACGGUAACCCACCGGUUUAUGGAUCGGACGGUCAUCAAUUACCGAGAUGUGAGAAUUGUUGGGCUUAUUAUAAUACAUAUUGUGAACAAGAACAAUGGGCUUGGACUUGUUCACUUUGUGGCACACUUAAUGGACUUUCUAAUCAGGCGAUUACUCGUUAUUCGUUACCUGAAUCUUGCCCCGAAAAUGUGUCUUCUUUUAUUGAUCUUGAAUUGCCAAUGGAAGAAUCUGAGGAAAUGCCGGCGCGGCCUGUGUAUGUUGCGGCGGUUGAUCUUGCUUCAUCAGAGGAGUUCUUGGAACUUGUUAAAAGUGCUCUUUUAGCUGCUUUAGAAGCUCUUGGGCCUGGAUCACUAUUUGGCUUGGCCACAUUCAGCCAUAAAAUAGGUUUGUAUGAUGUUCAAGGCCCCAUUCCAGUGGUGAAGAAUGUUUUCAUUCCUCAUGAUUCUGAUGGUACCGUGUCUAUGGAACUUCAGGAUGUCAUGCCCCUAUUGUCGUUUUUAGCUCCAGUGGAUACCUGUAAGGACCGCAUAGCGUCAGCACUUGAAACUUUGAGGCCAACGACGUCAUGGGAAAGGAAUUCAGGUGCAGGUCAAGGGUUAGAUGGAGUUUUCCUGGGUGGAAGGGGUUUUGGAUCUGCAAUGGAAGCCCUUUUCAGUUAUCUUGGAUCGGAAUAUGGAAAUACAUUUGCAUUAGCUAGAGUUUUUGCUUUUCUUUCGGGCGCGCCUGAUAUUGGAGCCGGUCAACUAGAUACAAGACGGUACGGAGAGCAGUACGCUAGUAGACGAGAGGAUGCGGAUCGAGCUUUACUUCCUGAACAAACUCCAUUCUAUAAAGAUCUGGCUGCCGUGGCUGUUCAAUCAGGUGUUUGUGUAGACAUAUUUGCUGUGACAAAUGAGUAUACUGAUUUAGCAUCACUGAAGUUUCUGAGUAUUGAGAGUGGAGGCUCCUUAUUUUUUUAUACGAGCACUGAUGACUCCACACUUCCUCAAGACAUGUACCGUAUGUUAAGUCGACCAUAUGCUUUUAAUUGUGUCCUAAGGCUGAGGACUUCGUCGGAAUUUCAACCGAGUCAUUCUGUAAGAUUUUCUUCUAGCCUUUUGAUUCCACUGAUUCUUAUUCUACUAUCUCGAUUGGCUCAUAAUACUUGCACUAUUUCCCAACAGUAUGGGCAUUUCUUCCCAGAUCCACAAUAUGAAAAUGUCCAGCACAUAAUUUGUUGUGAUUCUUUCGCUACAUAUGCGUACGAUUUUGAAUUUGCAAAUAAUGUUGGAUUUUCCAGGCAUACUGGAGAAUUGCCUAUGCUGCAAAUUGCUUUUCAGUAUACUGUUGUUGUCCCACCAGACGAACUUGCAAAUGUAGGGUCAAAUUCUACAAGAGCAAAGCAUUCUCUCAAAAGGAGAUUAAGGAUUCGAACUCUUCAGUUUGGAGUAGCUCACAGCAUAAAUGAGAUUUAUGACAGUGUUGAUUCUGAAGUGGUGCUUUCAUUACUUGUCCACAAGGUUAUUCUAGCCUCGUUGGAGCAAGGCGUUCGAGAGGGCAGAAUGUUACUUCACGAUUGGCUUGUUAUUCUUACGGCUCAGUAUAAUGAUGCUUGCAAACUUAUUCAGUCUGGGCAUGGAGGUUCAACAGGCGUUCACAUUGAUGUUGCAUUCUCCCAAUGUCCUCAACUGCAACCUUUGCCCCGUUUGGUUUUUGCUCUAUUACGAAAUCCUCUUCUCCGUUUACACGAAGAAGGCGUGCAUCCUGACUACCGAAUAUAUCUUCAGUGUCUCUAUAGUGCACUAGAACCUUCUUCUCUCAAUCGUGCCAUAUAUCCAUUGUUAACCUCAUAUGCCUCGCUGGACAAACAAGCAUAUCCUCGACAUUCCCUGAGCCGGGCUGCACUGAUUACAAGUGGGAGUCCAAUAUUUUUCCUUGAUGCAUUCACAAAUCUCAUUGUGUUCUACGCUUCAACAGCAGACCCUUCCCUUCCUUUUCCACCACCGCAGGACUGCUUACUGAGAACAACAAUAAACAAGCUGAAGCAAGAGAGAUGUAUCACACCGAAACUUACCUUUAUCAAGGGAGGGCAGGACGAUGCAACAGCGUUUGAGAAUUAUCUGAUAGAGGAACAGGAUGUGGAAGGAAGUGGCUUCACAAGUGUUAUGGGUUUCGUUUCGUUCCUUGAGGAGAUUAAUCAGAGCACGUUAGAGUACUUGAAAUAACUUGCAAGAAGUUGCAUCCAUCCUUCAGUACACAGGUUAUGACAGGAAGCAGGCACCUCCGAACUUACUGUACAAUUGGACCAGAAACAGUUAUAAUCAAAGAACAAACAUGCAUUUCCUAGCUUCACGUGAAGAAAACCUUUGCAACAAAGGGUUACAUGAAGCAUUGCAGCAAGCUUUUAUGACUUACUCAGAGCAGUUCUACCAAUGUGUCACACCCCAAGACAGUAGAUUUACUCAUUCAAAUUUUGUACCAGAAGCUGGCUCAAACUGUUUUGCUUUUGUUGAUAAAGUUCUGAACUAGAACUUUUUGUUUUCAGGGUUUCUGUUUUUUCACAUUUGGUUCUGUUGGUGCAUUGGCACAUGCAAAACGGGAAUAUUUUUUUCCCUCUGUUGAGCUAUGUUUUUGUGAAGUACACAGUUGAAUGUUCAAACAAACUAGUCUUUUAGCAAUGAAUGUUUGCUGAGAUUUUCGUUCU
Molecule: messenger RNA, 2883 nt
Organism: Lycium barbarum (goji berry)
Lineage: Eukaryota; Viridiplantae; Streptophyta; Magnoliopsida; Solanales; Solanaceae
Product: protein transport protein SEC23 D
Exons: 13
Coding region: 92-2404 (770 amino acids)
Biological process (GO): intracellular protein transport; COPII-coated vesicle cargo loading; endoplasmic reticulum to Golgi vesicle-mediated transport
Cellular component (GO): COPII vesicle coat; endoplasmic reticulum exit site
Molecular function (GO): SNARE binding; zinc ion binding
Source: RefSeq, a predicted model, not a curated record